This is a messenger RNA of Xenopus laevis (African clawed frog), 1539 nucleotides long. Its product is annotated as olfactory receptor 6N1. The transcript has 4 exons. The coding region runs from base 1 to 1539 and encodes 512 amino acids. Lineage: Eukaryota; Metazoa; Chordata; Amphibia; Anura; Pipidae. The record is from RefSeq and is a predicted model, not a curated record.
AUGGACUCCACUGAGGAAGCUACGCCUGAUGGGUUAUCCUCCCAUAUAGCUCCUGCCUUGGCUCUCAUCCGGAAGGGAGGAAAACCUAAUGUUUGGCCCCCUCAUGCUCUAAAGGCCUUUCAGUCCUUGAAAGAUUUGUUUGCUUCUGCUCCAGUCCUCCGACAUCCUGACCUUCAGCAACCCUUCUUCAUUGAAGUAGAUGCUUCUGAUUUUGGGGCUCAAGCUAUUCUCUCCCAGAGACAAAUCACAGACUGGAAACUACAUACUUGUGCUUACUUCUUCGAGUUUCUGGCAGUAAAACUUGCACUCAAGGAAUGGCAACACUUCCUGGAACCUCAUCCCAUCACCAUUUACAUUGAUCACAAAAAUUUGGAAUUCAUCCAGACUCUCAAGAGACUGAACCCUCGUCAAGCUCUGAGGGCACUCUUCUUCACACAAUUCAACUUUGUCCUCACAUACUGCCCCAGCUCUAGGAAUCAGAAGGCAGAAGCCUUAUCUCAAAGGUUUGUGAGAACUGUUUAUGCCUCACAGUUAGAAGAAGGUGGGGCAGUUAUGGCUAGAAUCUGGUAUAAUGCAGCCAAGGUUUCCAUUGCCAUGACUCAAACCUAUAACCAAUCGACCAUCAAAGAAAUGUUGCUCUUGGGGUUUAAUGGUCUCCAUAACUUUCGCACUACAGUGUUCUUUGUCCUCCUUGGGAUCUAUAUGGCCACCAUAAUAGGAAAUCUUCUGAUCAUUGCAAUAAUUUCUACCACUCGGCAUCUUCUACAGUCUCCCAUGUACUAUUUCCUAAGCCAGCUUGCCAUAAACGAUAUCCUGCUUACCACAACUGUUUGUCCGUACAUGUUACACAUUACAUGGAAUGAAGGAGCCUACAUGUCUGUGGCUGGAUGCAUCAUUCAGUUUUAUAUGUUUGGCGUGUCCUCGGUCACUGAAUGUUUUCUGCUCACUGCAAUGUCCUACGACCGUUACUUGGCUAUCUGUAAACCAUUGCAUUAUGCAUCCACAAUGACGUAUAGAUUUUGUGUUUGUCUGGUCAUGUGUUGUUGGCUUUUGGGUUUUAUGAUAACACUGGUUAUUGCAGUUAUGAUUUCUAAUUUAAAUUUUUGCGGACCACAUAUCAUUGACCACUUAUUCUGUGAUUAUGCUCCACUGAUGGACCUUUCAUGUUCUAACACCACCAUUCUCAAAUUCAUUGUUUUCUCGAUAGCCAGUACCGAAACUAUAACGGAAACUGUAUUUAUCAUUGCAACCUAUGUAUGUAUCUUUCUCAAUAUUGUUAGAAUUUCCUCUUCCUCUGGGAGACAGAAAGCCUUCUCCACUUGUAGCUCUCACCUUGCUGUAGUGUGCACGUAUUAUGGAAGUCUCAUUUCCAUCUAUGUGGCUCCCUCAAAGGGACAUUUAAUUAUUAUAAAAAAGAUUCUGUCUCUAAUGUACACUGUGGUGACUCCCUUGCUCAAUCCUAUAAUAUAUAGCUUGAAGAACUUGGAAAUCCAGGCUGUUAUUAAGAAAUUUGUUCGGAAGCAUAAAAACACCUUUUAA